AUGAAGUUGGCAAUAAUGACGACAUAUCAUAUGUCACUCGUCACUGUCAAAAAAGUCAAAUCAAAUUAUCGUAAAGCGUUCCAAAUUAAAGGAAGAGCUAUGACCUUCCGUGUUUCGCGAAGGUUAUUCUCCCAUUCGACAACCUUGCAAAAUCGACUGAUAAAAUUCCGAUACGGAGCCUCCAAACAUCAACAAUCUUCGCCCUCGACUCCCAGUCAAACGGCACAACAGCAACAAGCACAAGGAGCAGCAAUUUGGGACUUCGAACUGCCAGCGAGAUUCAAGAGAAGAUAUUUAGACGAACAAGAAAUUGCUGUAAUCAAUAAUGGAGGUCCCUUGUAA
Messenger RNA from Phyllotreta striolata, 342 nucleotides. The record is from the annotation of a GenBank genome assembly. Lineage: Eukaryota; Metazoa; Arthropoda; Insecta; Coleoptera; Chrysomelidae.